AAAUGAUGAUUCAAGUUUCUGAACGUUAUCACAAACAAGUCGGGUCACUUCGUUUCGCAUCGAAGCACUCCUAGCCUAGCUUUACAACACUAGUGCAAAACGAAACGUUGCUAGAAUAUGACGGGUCUCAUGUUCUGCGGGGAGAUGUUAUGACGUGCAGCAACUGUCUUUGUUUCAACAACAUUCGUAUAGUUUUCGAGAAGAUUGUUAGUUAAAAUGUUGUGAUAGAUCGUAUUUAGUAUGAUGUGAUACGCCGUGGUAUUGCGACAUGAAUUUUCCCAAAGCAUGACCGUGCCAAUAGGAGUUAUUAGCAUAGUUAGGAAUUCGUAUUGGUUAAGUUGUGUGAAUGUUGUGCCAAUAAUGAGAUAGUGGAGUGUUGUGAUGUGGUUCGGGGACAUGCGGGGGGUUGUGUGGAUGGCGUGGGUGGCCGCGGCGGUGGCAGCAGUGGCCGCGACUCCCCUGGAGCCCGAGUUGCCCGUCCCGCGAGGGGUGAAACUAUCACCGUUCGUGCGGCAUUGGCAGCCGGCGGCAUACGAGCGCGUGCGGCGGCGGCGCUCGGCGUCGCCCGCGCACGCGCCCAAACUGCCCAGCACCCUGCGCCUUUCCUUCCGCGCACAUGACAGGGACUUCACGCUGCUCCUGAAGCCGGACACGAGCUCGGUGUUCGCGGAGGGCGCGCAGUUCCACUCGUCGGCCGGCCCGCUCGACUACACGGCGCAGGUCUACACGGGCAAGCUGGAAGAUGAUGACACGUCGGAGGUGUACGGCGUGAUCACGGCGGACGGGCUGUUCGACGGCACCAUCUGGACGGCCACCGAGGAGUACUAUGUGGAGCCUCUCUCCCGCUACGACGCCUCGCACCCCUCCAUGCACAGCGUGGUGUACCGCCGCUCCGACGUCGACCACCCCAACGACGGCCAGCCCGCGCCCUGCGCCUCGCACCAACUACACCUCAAAAGACUACACGGAAGCCAAGCGGAACUAUUCAACCUAACGCUAGAUGACCCACUCAACAACACAGAAGACUUAAACAAAGAAAUACAUAGACGCAAAAAACGAUGGCUUCCAGAAGACGAGAUGCAGGACGACGAACCUAAGAAAAAUCCCGAAUUACCAUUAGACUUAGACUUUCCUUAUACUAGUAACAGCGAUUUCGAAAAAUUAAGUACGAGAAAGCCGAAAAUUAAAAUCGAUAAAAGUAACCUCAUUACUAAAGUCCGGCUCGAUUCUGAGGAAACGAGACCGUCGAAGCCAAAGACGCACGUCGAAGUGAUAAAGACGAAAGCCGGGGUCGUAACCGUUAGUAAGGAUAUUGUUAAGAAGGAGCCCGUAGGAUAUACAGUCUUGAGUGGAAACGGAAGUGACGACGGUAGACAUGUCAACAAAAGAGCAACCGUCGACCCGAGGAAGACCACCUGUCUAGUCUACUUGCAAGCCGAUCACAUGUUCUAUCAAAGAUAUGGAUCUGAAGAAGCUUGUAUAGAAGUCAUGACUCGCCAUGUACAGAAAGUCAACGCUAUUUAUAAAGUUACAGACUUCAACCAAGAUGGCAAGCCAGACAACAUCACGUUCAUGAUCAAACGGAUAAAGGUACACACGCUAGACGCUAUGAAGGACCCCGCCUACAGGUUUCCCAACAACUAUGGUGUUGAGAAAUACUUGGAGCUUUUCUCAGAGGAAGACUACGACGCAUUUUGUUUAGCGUACAUGUUCACGUACCGAGACUUUGAAAUGGGUACAUUGGGUCUAGCGUGGACUGGUGACCUUAAAAACGCAGGCGGAGUCUGUGAAAAGAAUGGGCAUUACCGGGGCAGCAUGAAGUCCCUAAACACAGGCAUAGUGACAUUGCUGAACUACGGCAAGCACGUGCCGCCGGCCGUCUCGCACGUCACGCUCGCGCACGAGAUUGGACACAACUUCGGUUCGCCGCACGACCCAGAGGUGUGUACCCCAUUCGGGGAAGACGGGAACUACAUAAUGUUCGCUCGAGCGACCAGCGGCGACCGCAAGAACAACAAUAAGUUCUCGCCGUGCUCGCUCAGGGCGAUAGAUCCCGUGCUGAACAACAAGGCACGGUCGCCUAAAGGAUGUUUCACAGAACCUCAACCAGCGAUCUGCGGCAACGGCGUCGUGGAAGAGGGCGAGGAGUGCGACUGCGGCUGGGCCUCGGAGUGUACUGACGUGUGCUGCCGGCCUCAAGCGGCCAGGCCUCAUUACAAACCCUGCACACUUACAGAGCAUAGCGUGUGCAGUCCUAGUCAGGGUCCAUGCUGCACGGCCUCAUGCACACUGAAGUUCGGCGACAAAUGUCGCUCCGACAACGGGUGUCGCGACGCGGCACAUUGCGACGGGAAACGCGCCGCCUGCCCGGCGAGCAGACACAAGGCGAACAAGACGCGCUGCGACAAGGAGCUGGUCUGCUUCAUGGGGGAGUGUACAGGCUCUAUCUGCCUGGCCUACGGCCUGGAGUCGUGCCAAUGCGCGCCGCGCAAAGACGACCCGCGCUCGGCGUGCGAGCUGUGCUGCCGCAAGCCCGGCGGCCCGUGCAUCUCGUCCUUCCAUUGGAACGCGGCGCCGUUCGACGUGCCCGACAUGUACGCUAAACCGGGCACGCCGUGCAAUGACUAUAACGGGUACUGCGACGUGUUCCAACGCUGUCGCGAAGUAGACCCGUCGGGUCCGUUGGCCACUCUGCGGAAGCUCCUGCUGUCAGAUGAGAGCAUCGCCGGCUUCAAGCGCUGGGUGCUCCGCCACUGGUACGCCGUGCUGCUCAUCCUGCUGGCAGUCGUCGCUUUGUUGGUGGCCAGCACGCGCUUCCUAGGCCGCCACGGCAAGAAGCUGAAGUCGGUGACCAUCAUCCACUCGUCCACCACCGAAACCGUCCGUCUGCCGGAUGCUGCCGACCCUAACGGGGGGCUGAUCGUCCACACGGCUGUCAGAUCAAAACUUCCUCUAAAGAAAAAAGUUGCCCUCCGCACAAAAGCUUACCGCAAUAAAAAGGAACAUAAAAAUAAGCAAGGAGAUAAGGCAUCUCCGGCACACGCCGCCAAAAAGAGGAAUCCAAGUCAUCCAGCGAAACCGGACGACCCCGCCAAAGUACAGAAGGAAAGUGCCGUAGUGGUGACGAAUGCGGAGGGGAAGUCUCCGAAACAUGUCCUCCUGUCAAAACAUAAAGCAAAAAUAAAGAAACGAAAAUCCAAAAUCAAGAAAGAAACCAUCGACUACAGUUCAAUGCAGAAACAUCCAUCCACCCCCACUAAAGAUACGGAAGCUUUAACGAAAGUUCAGAAGUGGCUUCUGAGCUCGCCACAACCUACUGCCAUUCCUAAAUCUAAGUCUAUACCCCUAGGACUCACCGAGCGAACGCAUCGACAAGUACAAAAGGGCACACGAAAAACGAGACCGUCCAAGAGCGCCACCAAUCUGCUGUCCGGCGAGAAAGCUCGCCUGCAGGUCGUCUUCAAACCGCCGUUCAGAUUCAGCGUGAAAAUCUGCAAGAGCGAUAAAACCAAAGUCGUCCUCGACAAAUCUUCCAAACCCGACCUCGACAGAAAACGCCAGGAGGCGACCCCACAUACGACUUCCGGCGCGGACCACGCCAAAUCGAAUCCUUCCCAAGGUAAACUUCUAAAACAUUCCAAUUCCACUAAAAAUGAGGUAGACACUGCCGCCCCGACAUGUCCGAAACCGGCGGAUAGGCCACAAAAACAGGAGAGUCACGGAUACGCGAAUCUACUGCCCCGAAGCGCGAGCGACUGCAAACUAAUGAAGAACGGCCCCGAAGCGAAAAAUCCGGGGCACAAAAAGAGCAACUCGGUCGGGCAGCGGAAGGAGACGACCGAGAGCCGGCAGAACCUCAUCACGCACGAGGACGACGGCGCGCACGUGUACGAGAACGUGGCGCACGACGCGCUCGCGCCGCGCAGCUGCAGCAUGCCGCGCCGCCAGCCCGCCGCCAUCAUGCGCCAGGCCAGCCACGGCCAUCUGCCGCGCGUGCAGCCCCCGCUGGCCCGCCCGCAGCGGCACAGCUCCUCCCGCCACAACAGCACCGGCGAGCUCGACCACUUGUACAACACCAUCGACACGCUCCGCCGCAGCCCCGACACCGACACCGCCAGCUCCGCCGGCAGCCGGCGCCGGACCGAGCGCCAGAACAGCCUAGGCGACAAGCGGAGCCCCGAGGCGACGAAGCUCAAGCGGCAGAUGAGCGAGAACGAGCUCGGGCGGCCCGACCUCCGCGGCUUCCGGCUCGUCGUCGGCAAGGACAAGCUGAAGCGGCAGUCGAGCGCCAACGAGCUGUGCGGGUCGCGCGUGCAGCUCGCCAUGCCCAUGUCGGCGGGCGCGGAGCCGCGGCCGCAGUUCUGCUGGAACAAGCGCGCCAGCCUGGACGGCGAGGCGGCGGGCGCGCGCGCGAGGCACAAGCGCUACACGUUCGGCGACCUCAAGCACACGGUGCCCGACGCCAAGCCCAGGGGGGACGUCUCCGACGAGGACUUCUUGAAAAUCAUUGACAAUUAAGUGAAGUGAAAUAUUUGUGGCGCGGUGCAGCUAUUUUUAAAUGUACGUACGGACGAACUAUCGACGUGCAGUCCGGCUAAGAAAGUUGUAUUCAC
Molecule: messenger RNA, 4613 nt
Organism: Cydia amplana
Lineage: Eukaryota; Metazoa; Arthropoda; Insecta; Lepidoptera; Tortricidae
Exons: 15
Coding region: 382-4518 (1378 amino acids)
Biological process (GO): membrane protein ectodomain proteolysis; Notch signaling pathway
Cellular component (GO): plasma membrane
Molecular function (GO): metalloendopeptidase activity
Source: RefSeq, a predicted model, not a curated record